Molecule: messenger RNA, 783 nt
Organism: Prorocentrum cordatum
Lineage: Eukaryota; Dinophyceae; Prorocentrales; Prorocentraceae
Source: the annotation of a GenBank genome assembly
AGCAGUUUUGGCGCAAGCCUCUUUCGUAAGCGAACGGUUUGGCUUGUCUUGCCUCCCCGCGCUCGUGCAGCAUUCCCCAGGCUUUCUCCGAUGGCGGUGCCAGCGAUCGAUGAAUCCUGGCGCCAAGACCCGAUACUGGUGGGUGACGCGGCGCCACCGGUCGGAAUGAAUCUCCAACGUUGCGUACCACCGACGCUCGGCGUCAUCGUGCACGAGCCAAUGUACUCUCGCAAGGUUGGCGUCGUGAGGGCCCGCACACCACAUCCCGAGAAUCUGAACGGCCUGCAGCGCGUGGCGGGGGCACCCGCGAGGCCAAUCGCCUCGCAUGGCCUCGUCGGCGCAGAGCUGGCUGGCCCAGAGUUCGUGGUGGGGGCGCCCGCGAAGCCCGCUUCCUCGCGCGGCCCUGACAGUGCUCGUGCACGUGUGCACGGGGCAGGCCUGGCGGGGUCCGCGGCCCUGAGAGGUGCAAUCGGGGCAGCGGUGGUGUCUCUGCGCCGGAAGCUGAGCGGCAAGUCCUCAUCUCAGAAUUUCUCCGAGAUGGAAGAGGCCUGGCCAGUGGCGCCGGCUUCGCCACCACGGGCCAGGUUCAGUUUCAGAGCUCGGUCGUAUGUCGAGGCGCGUGCACAGCAAGACCAUCUGCGCCUGAGAGCCGGUACUGCGUAGCUGAUGUUUGUCUUCAUGCCCCAAAAGGAAAACGCGUUGCCGCUGUGCAGAAACCAUCUGCGUUUAAGGAGAAUGAUGGGAUCGCCCUGCCAGCAGGUGCCCAGAAUGAGGGGUAAGGAG